AUGGACUUGACGGGCGUAACUGUCGAAUCGUCCCGCUCGGCGGAGACAAGCCCUCCCUCCUCUGCUCCUCCGGAAGUCAACAAGCCGAACUCACAAUCACCACGCCCUUCAGCUUUGCCACCAUACUUCAGCUCGUAUGAGGUCUACAUCGAACAUUGCGUAGCUAAAGUCGGACGAGAAGAGAUAGCCGAAACGGCAUUUGACCGCCUGUGCGCGAGCUGUACGGCGGCGUUCAAGAAGAUCCACGAAUCACCUGUUGACGAUAUGGGUCUGAUAAAAGCUCCCUUUUGCAGCGUCAGCGAAUUUCUCAGAUCAGCUGCUGAAGCAAACUGCCAUGUUUGUCAUUGGCUCAUGGCUGAUAUUCUGAGAAGACGUGAAAGUACGCCAACUUCAUUCGAUGCUCAGAGCCUAGAAUCAGGUGUCGACUGGCUGGAACGGGGAGAUGCAGCAUUGACACUCGAGAAAUGGUUCAGAUCCCUGUGCAUCAAUGUUGUGAAAGAUGAUGGCACACAAGGGAACCUUACUUGGGUUGAGAUCGAGGACGAAGAUGAGGACUAUAGUAGAGUCCGUGGUCUCCCUACUGCGCUCACCACAACAGGCGAUGCAAGCUGGAUUCAAGCGCUCAAAUGGAUCGAAAAUUGUCGCUCGCACCCCCUCUGUGGUCCGGUCCAGAUCGCAAAUGCUCAGGAUAAAUGGCCUGCCCGGCUGGUCGCUGUGGGAAGCGUCGGAGAUCCACAAGUCAGGAUAUGCGAAACGAGUCGACUAGGUUUUGUGGAAAAAUCCUACAUGACUCUCAGUCACUGCUGGGGAAAGAACGGAGUUCCCACUCGGCUAAUGGAAGAGAACUAUGCUAGGACAAAUCCCUUCGGCCCUAUUACGUUUGGGGGAAGCAUCAAGCUCCGGAGUCCAGUGCUACGAGCUAAUAUCACUGCUUUCUCUGACAAAUCCGAUGAGUACUUCCUGAAAUCCGGGGACGACUGCAACUUGGAUGCACUUGAACUCAAAUAUAUUCGCCUAAACUUUCGAAGGGCUGGGUACUUUUACAUCGACAGCUUUGGAUGGAAUAAAGAGAGCUUAUUCAAAGACAUUGAAUCAUGGUUUGCUGAAAAGGUCGGGGAUAGCCUAGAAAAGCGAAUGGAUUACUUGGAGAAAGACCCAUAUGUUAACGGCCCUCCGUUGAAUACUGAUCUGGAGAAUCGUUAUCUCGCAGAGUCCGGUAGGGACCUUCUCCCUGAAAUUUCGAGAUUUCUCAAGGCUAUUGCCCGGGUUGCCAAGCACAACAAGGCAAACGGGACUCCCGAUCCUGUGCUUGGAUUUGGCGAAGGGAAUGGGUAUUAUACAUACGAAAUUGUGUGAAGGCUGAAAGCUUGAGGCGUUGUUAGUGUGUUUUCUUUUUUCCGUGUUUCGUCUCCUUCUCAUUGAUUCAGUGGUGGAGCGGGUGAGAUCAUGAAUUUGUAUGGAAGCUUGAGUUUAUGCUUUCUUGAGUUCUUGAUUCAUCUCCUAUCCAAGUUUUAUUUCCCGAAUCAUAGCUGCAACGUACUAUCCAAUUCCGAGUUUACUAC
Molecule: messenger RNA, 1562 nt
Organism: Neurospora crassa OR74A
Lineage: Eukaryota; Fungi; Ascomycota; Sordariomycetes; Sordariales; Sordariaceae
Product: TOL
Exons: 4
Coding region: 1-1356 (451 amino acids)
Source: RefSeq, a predicted model, not a curated record